Cladophialophora psammophila CBS 110553 is the source of this 1695-nucleotide messenger RNA. RefSeq lists its product as uncharacterized. The transcript has a single exon. Gene Ontology annotation, biological process: heme biosynthetic process. Bases 1 to 1695 code for a protein of 564 amino acids. Gene Ontology annotation, cellular component: mitochondrion; membrane. The record is from RefSeq and is a predicted model, not a curated record. NCBI's taxonomy places the organism in Eukaryota, Fungi, Ascomycota, Eurotiomycetes, Chaetothyriales, Herpotrichiellaceae. Gene Ontology annotation, molecular function: protoheme IX farnesyltransferase activity.
AUGGCUGCUGCUCCGGCAGCAGGCCGAUUGUCUGGACGUGGCUUUCGCAUCUGUCCGUCCUGUAUCACACGAUGCCUUCGCCAAUCCUCUCGGACGCACAGCACCUUGAAAUCUGUUCUCCAGGCAAACAGGAAGCUCCACAGUGGCAUAAUUCCAACCGAAAAGGCCUCCAGAAGUGCAGUUGCUCAUUCGCAGAGCUUCGUGGACGAUUAUUUCUCUGCCAACGCCUCAAUUGAGAGAGGAUGGAUCAAGAGUGGGAUGCUGGCUGCGGUCCGCACAGUCGCGGAGCCUGCAGGACGAAGGGACAAUGACAUACCUCCCGAAGCUACACGGACUCGAGCACAGGGAGAACUGGAGAAGGCCUUGUCAUUCAAGGAGGAGCCUCCGAGUGCAGUGAACCCGAGCCCUCCAAAAGGCCCAGAAGUGAGCCAAGCUGUGCAGGAUGGUGAACCAGAGACAGAGGUGUUGCCGCACAGAAGGCGGAAGCGACGGAAGAGCAACCAGGACACAUCAGAGGAGUCUCUUCCCUUGGACGCUUCAUCCCAAUUGACGACUGCGGCGACCUUGAUGCCAAAGUCAGCCGUCUUCCGACGAAAGCUGGCAACGUACCUCUCGUUGACCAAACCACGACUGUCAUUCCUGAUUCUGCUCACGACCACCUCGGCUUACAGUUUGUAUCCGCUCCCAGAAAUUCUCUCCUCCGCAUCCUCGGAGGUGACUUCGUCACUUUCAACGUCAACAUUGACUUGGCUCUUCCUCACUUCGGGCACUUUUUUGUCGUGUGCCUGUGCUAACACCCUCAACAUGCUUUUUGAACCAAAAUAUGAUGCCCUCAUGUCUCGAACUCGAAAUCGGCCUCUUGUAAGGAAGCUGGUCUCUCCACGGGCUGCCGCCGUGUUUGCCUUCAUUUGCGGGGCGUCUGGCCUGCUUCUUCUCGGCCUAGGGACCAAUCCGACGGUGGCGGGCCUAUCCGCUCUCAAUAUCUUCCUCUACGCUGGAGUUUACACUCCAAUGAAGCGGAUCUCCGCGGCAAAUACGUGGGUCGGGGCGAUUGUGGGCGGCAUUCCCCCUUUAAUGGGCUGGUGCGCUGCUGCGGGCGAGGCUGCAACAUCCGAACACCAUUCAUGGCGAGAUCUGCUUUUUUCCGAGAGCUCGAUAGGCGGCUGGGCCUUAGCCGCCCUCCUUUUUGCGUGGCAGUUCCCUCAUUUUAUGUCUUUGUCUCACACUAUUCGAGAAGACUAUCGAAAUGCUGGCCACAAAAUGCUGGCCUGGACGAAUCCUGCUCGAAAUGGACGUGUUGCUCUACGAUACUCUCUAGCUAUGUUCCCUAUAUGCGGACUCCUUUAUUUCACGGGGUGUGUGGACAAGGGCUUCCUGGUCAUCAGUACGGCAUGCAACGUCUGGAUGACUAGAGAGGCGUUCCGCUUUUGGAGACAGCAAGGAGCUGGAGGAAGUGCUAGAGGACUUUUCUGGGCGAGCGUCUGGCAUCUCCCACUGGUAUUGGUUGGAGCUCUCGUGUGCAAGAAAGGAUUAUGGGACGGUUUUUUCAACACUAACGAACCCACCAGCGUGUACGAAGAGGGCGAUCUCGAAGCCGAUGGUGAUCCCCUUGGAAUGGACCUCUCAAAACCCCGACAAAGGCCGCAACCGCCCGAUAUUAAUCUGGCUAUGAUGGGAUUUAAAAGGCCAACUUGA